GAUCUCAUUGGCUGCGUUCCCCUACGUCAUGACGUCCUGUCGUUGGUGAAGAGGCGGAAGACUUGCCUGUAACCGAGGGGACGCAACGGAGCAGCAACAUCCGAGAAAGCCCACGAAGGAUGCCCGUCUACCAGCUCCAGUAUGCGGUGACUGAGACUGCGGGCCGACGGCGCGGUGGAUCCGGUGCAGCAUGAAGAGCCCGGUGCACAGAUGCAGGGAUGUGGAGCACGGGCGCGCGCAGGGCCGGGCCGGGGCUCGGGCCAACUGCCAACAGGCCGAGCAGCGCAUCCCUAUCUCCAAAGACGUGAUCACUUCCUCCGCGGCCUCCGCCAUGUGGUUCAUCAGGGACGCCUGUGGCAUUGUGUGCGCCCUCAUCACCUGGCUGCUGGUGUUGUACGCGGACUUUGUGGUGCUGUUUGUAAUGCUGCUGCCCUCCAAGAAUCUGACCUACAGCAUCGUGAACGGGACCCUGUUUAACAUUCUGGCCUUCCUUGCCCUUGCGUCACACCUCAGGGCCAUGUGCACUGAUCCGGGGGCGGUGCCAAAGGGGAAUGCCACCAAGGAAUACAUAGAAAGCCUUCAGCUGAAACCAGGGCAGGUGGUCUACAAAUGUCCCAAGUGCUGCAGCAUCAAGCCUGACCGAGCACACCACUGCAGUGUUUGCAAACGCUGCAUACGCAAGAUGGACCACCACUGCCCGUGGGUAAAUAACUGUGUUGGGGAGAACAACCAAAAGUACUUUGUGCUUUUCACAAUGUACAUUGCACUCGUCUCUCUUCACUCUCUGGUCAUGGUGGUCUUCCAUUUCCUCUACUGCUUUGAAGACGAUUGGACAACAGGAAAUCCGCAUCAGAAGCACCAUCAGCAGGUGACAAGAGAGUGCAGUUCCUUCUCUCCUCCAGCAACAGUCAUCCUCCUCAUACUCCUGUGCUUUGAGGGUCUCCUCUUCCUCAUCUUCACCUCUGUGAUGUUCGGCACCCAAGUCCACUCCAUCUGUACCGACGAGACCGGCAUAGAGCAGUUGAAAAAGGAAGAGAGAAGAUGGUCUAAAAAAACUAAGUGGAUGAACAUGAGGGCGGUAUUCGGACACCCGUUCUCCUUUUUGUGGUUUAGUCCGUUCUCCACGCCUGACCAUGGGAAGGCAGAGACCUACCAGUAUGUGGUGUGAGAGCUCGAGGCGGCGGGUCGGAACCACAGUGGGGAACGCCGUGCAGCCCCGUUGCUCCCGCCGCUGAACACGAUUUACAUCCCCCACACAUUAGCCAUGGAGCGCUUCCCAUCCGCCCUUUGUUUUGCCGUCCAAAUGCGCUGUACGUUUCCUUUUGUGUUGCCUUGUGCGUUGAGUUGCAGAGAAAAAGAAAGCACUUUCAUUUUGCAAAUUUGUUAUGUUUUGUUUUCUGUUGUUGAAUCCGAAGCUUUUUGUAGAACUAUGUUUCCUCCUGCUUUCCCUUUUUUAUAGUUCGUUCAGUUACAUUCCAAAGAAGACCCAUUGUCUCACUUGGGUCUUGACUCACUUAGCCCUUUUGAUGUCUGGCCAUGCUGGUAGGUUUUAGGUGUUGGGGAAUGGAAUUGAAUAUACUAUAAUAAUUAUUUGUAUAGUUUCAAUUUGCAUGUUUUGUUCAAUCAUACAGAAAUGUGUAACCCUGGACUAUCUGCAUGGCUACAAAGCACUAGUGGUGACCCUUGUUAAAGCAUCUUGUCAGAUGGUGAGGAGUGGAUGACCGUAUGCCAGCAUAGAUGCCCGUUCCACACAACGCGAUUGGUCGAUGCCUUAAUUCUUGCAGUGAAAGACAAAUUGUCCCACCGGUGAUCAUUUUUUUUCCUGUAUGAUAUUGUAACAUUAUUUAUUUUUAAAUUCACCCCCCGGUGAGUAACAGCCUUUCUUCUGAACACAUGAAGGAAGAGUUUAAGCAUCAGCAUUGUUGAUUGGUAAAAUCUUGCAUCAAUGUAUUCAUUGUAAAUACUGAGAUCUGGUGCCCACUCCCUCCUAGACUUUUUAAAAUGUUAUUGAUGGGUAAACUUGCUUUUAGUCUUUAGUUUACCGGAGCUCGUAAAUCUCUUGAAAUAAUCCACACGGCAUGAAAAAGCAUAACAAUUGACCCAGUGUCCCUUGGUAGCCUCGUGCUUGGGCCUCUCUUGACGAGAGAACACAGCUGAAGAAAGUCCCACUGCAGUUCAAUGUAGCCCUGAUGGCUAUUGCACGAAACCAGGAUAAGGGAUUAAGCCGGGAUAUUCCCGUUGUCCUGGAUGAAUUUAGCUGGGACUUGGUUGCACGAAAGCAGGUUGAAUUUAACCAGCCAUGUAACCAUGGCGAUUUAUUCUUUGCAGCUAGCUGGCUCCAGACCAGGCUAACGGCCAGGCUAACGGCCAGGCUAACGGCCAGGCUAACGGCCAGGCUAACGGCCAGGCUAAACUUAAUCCUGGAGUCUCAAGUGUUAAAUCAGCUGCUGCUCUGAUCCCAAACCAACGUCUUUAUUCCGUUGUCUUCUGAAUGUGUUCAGAUUUGUUUCCAUUAACAUGCAUUACUUGUCACUGUUGCUGUCACCAGUUUGAUUUUAAACCUCAGUGGUCCACAACCUUUUUUCUCUCUUUUUUGCAUAUUGUAUGCUUCACUUCCUCAUUAGUUUCCAUAAUUAGUUGCUGCUCAGUGGGUAAAAAAUAUGCAGCGUGCGUCUUCUCCAUUUCUGCAUCAGUAAAUCUGUGAUCGAUACCAUGGCGCCCUUAUCCCAGCUGUCUACAUCUGGAUUGACUUAGCUCCGCCUUCUCAUCCUGACUGCAAACGUGAGCCGAUCACACAAAGUCAAGCUGCGCCUUUUCACUUAUCCUGGAUUUCUUUAUUCUACUUUUGUGCAAUACCCCCCAGGUGUGGACCUGAUUCCGCUCUGAUACAUGCCUGACAUUAACAAAGCCGACCCCCUCCCAUGCCUUGGUUGGGUGUGUGUGUGUGUGUGUGUGUGUGUGUGUGUGUGUGUGUGUGUGUGAGUGAAGAGAAUGAGUAGUGCAGGAAUGAGUCCUAAAAUGUGGGCAUGGAGGGAAACCAGUUUUUGAUUUUUUUAAAGCGUUUGUGUCUUCUACAUGGCGGCUGCUAACAUGUAGGUAAAUGACUACAAAUGUCAUCACUAGAACUCUCGUCUGCCUUUAGUGGGGGGGACGUGGAGUCAUGUGACAGGACUGUAGUUUUUUUUUGUAGCUUAAUGUUUUGUAGCAACCAAGCUUCCAAAUAAUGGAACAAAACAUUAAAGUAUCAAAAACUUUUUUCAGUUUAUUUUCUACAAUAAUGUGAUGGAUCCCGUUGCUGACACACAGACCUCGUCCCUGCACCGCCACAUUCCAGCCUCCUUCCUUAACUUUCAUCAAACACCUUUAAGUACUAAAAUGGCUGAUUGGCACUUUGUACUCACUCUUUAAGAUUUUCUCCCGUGUGAACUGCUGUGUUCUGAAGUGUGCAUUGUAUGCUGCUGUUCUUUGUCGACACGAUCCGUUGUGUAUCCUUUGUUAUCCGAAUGCACGGUGCAGGUGAAGGUUCGUUAGGUCAACGCUGCCGGCGCGAUGACGGCGAGUCAUCGCUGGGGGAGUGAUGGUGAUGGAGAUGAUUUGGGGUUUAUUUUUACUGAAAUUUUGAUUCUUUUUAAAUAUUCUGAAAAUAUUUCAGCAGGGAAAUAAAAAUACUUCUCAGUUGCAAUGCAAGAACAUUGUUUGCUUAUCUUCUAAACGCAUGUAUCUCUUAUUGUUGAGGGCCCUGCUCCACCCAACUGUGUCUCCACCUCUCAACCUGUGUGUCAGUGAGGUUACAGAAGAGGUUUCUGCUCUCCCCCCCCCACCCCCCCCUGGUCCUUCAUUCUGUUCUAAACUGCCUCUUCCCGUGCAAUGUUCUCUCUGCGCUCAUGCAUCCGCUUUGGUUGAUAACUCAUUCCGCCAAAAGCUCUCUGAAGCAGACAACUCUUUGUAACCUUGAGGAGAGGUAAGCUCGCAACAGAGGUGACGUCUAGCUGCCGGGUCACAAGCAUGCUGCUUUCAAUUGGAAGGCCAAAGUACGCGUGAUUUCAGAUUCAGCCAUACGUUAUAUGAGUGAGUGAGUGUGUAACACGAUGCAUGCUCCAUCAUGACAAUUUGACUUGUUUGCUCGUUCCGCAGGUUUAUUUUUAUUUUUGCAUGCGAGUCAUUUUGUACUGUGUUUUACUGAUUGUUGCCGCGUUUCUUAAACAGAUUAGUCAGAACGGAUAUAAAAGUAUUCCACGGACAGACUUCCUAUUGUUUUACAGUACGCAUACGUUUUAUGGACAUUGAAAGAGGAACCACAUCCACGGCUAAUUGGUGUCUUCAGCCCGCUGAGUUAGGCUAAUCAAUUCAAUUUAUUCUGUACAGCCCAAAAUCACAAAUGACCAAUUUGCCUGAGAGGGCUUUACAGUCUGUACACAUGUCCCGAAACCGUCACAUCAGAAGGUUUCUCCCCAUGGAAGGGUUUUCCUGUGCUAAGACGCUCCUUUGUACGAUUUUAUUGAUAUCAACGGCUUUCGAUUCUGCUUCUGCUGGUGAGAAUCUUUUAUCGAUUUCCUCACCUGCUCAUAAUCAAUUCUCUGCAUAGAAAUGGCACACAGAGGAGUCUAAAACCCAAAGUAACAACAAAAUAUUAUGAGUAUUAUGAGGGUAGCGAAAGCACUUUAUACUUAGUACUUAAAAUACUGCAUAACUUUCUCAGCACAUUCCACUGUGACAAGUUGCAUAUUGUCAUAAAAAUGUCCUAAAACGUGACAUUCUAGGGUAGAAACACGCGCAUACAAUUUCAACAACAUUCCCAUUAAUUGUAACAUUUUGAAAUAGUUCUCAACCGGAUUCAGUCCUCGAUUUUACCUUUUACUUCUAAUAUGCAUAUACAAACAUAAAAUUGCGCAAUUUUUUAUGACAUUUCUCGUCAUUGAAAUCACACGUAGAAACGGACCACCUGUCUUUAGUACAAAGGUUCUGUUUCCUCGCUGUGUUGUGCAGACCCAUCUGGUUUGUUUCCCCUCGAACCUCCUAAACUCCACCGGCCCUUUUGUCUGAUACCGAACUUACAGGUAAAACGGACCCUGCCACAAAUCACAAGCAAUGAAACCGUGCGGUUUGUGCUGAAGCCGCGUAGUAGCUGAUCACACUGACCACUUACUCCUUCAACACACAUAAAACAAAUGGGUGCUGUAUUAAGAGAUAUGAUGUAAAUCUAACUAUUUGAGCCUGAUUAGUGUGUGAGAAACAGACCGGUCGGCCGACUCAUCAACCCGUGUCCUCGUUGUGUUCAGUGGUGCAUGUAGAAGACGGCUGUCCGUCUCCGUCGGCCCUCACUGUCGUGUCCUCCCCAGGGAAUCGAGCGGCUGAAGGGGGAGACGGGGCGGUGGGGGAACCUGCCGUACUGGGAGGCCAUGCAGGCGGCGUUUGGCGGCCCCCCGUCUCUGGCGUGGUGCAGCCCCUUCGCACAGCUGAGCUGCAAGAAGAGCCUGUCGGGGCACGUCCCCGUCCCUCAGGGGACGAUCAUCGAGGAGGACGUCAUCGAGAUACCACUCAACUAGUACCGCCUGCACACAGGAAGACCGGCAGCCCCUUCUGGGAAUACGUGCACGCACGCUCAGACUUUAUUGGGACUUUCUGAAAAGCAAGAAACUACCUGGAAUUUGAAUGUAUCUUUUUAUCUCAAAGAAUGUAUGUAAAUGAAAUAGAAAAAUCUACUUUCUCUUCCAGCAUUUAUGCCGUCCUCUGCAGGGUGUACUCUGGAAGUACAAGAACCUUUUCCAGACCAGCGUCUUUCUCUAAAUGUUCUGCCCUUCGUUCCUUCCAGCCUUCACUUGUGUUUUCUGACUUAAAAGGUGAAGAUGGAUUUUAAAUGACCUCAAUGCGUCGUCUCCGUCAGACGACACGACAAGUAGCUCUAAUGUGUCUCUGAAGCUCAAGCAGUUUGUCGUCUCCGCCGCCUUUCUGUGCGUUUCUCUCCACGUUGUGCCUUAUCCUUCCUGACGUGGAGACGGGGUGGACGGGGGAACCCUCUGCGGGACGACUUGCCUUCCACUACUCGUCUCUCUCACUCUGCUGUCCAUGUAACGGACUUCAUGUGGAAGAGCUUAUUGUAUAAGGGCUCCAAAAAGGGUGCUGAUGGCGUGGACGACUCCUUUUCUUUUUUACGUUCACGAUAUUUUAACAAAUGGUCUCAUUUUUUAAUUUUAAAAUAAGUACUAUAACUUCUGUACAUGACAAACGCUAUUGUUUCAAUAGUUCAUAUUGUUAAUAACCAAAGGGAUGGGAAACAAUGGGCUUAUUUUGUUUAUAAACUUGCAUGACGAAAAUAUUCACAAUAAAAUGCAUCAAAACAAAA
Gasterosteus aculeatus aculeatus (three-spined stickleback) is the source of this 6343-nucleotide messenger RNA. RefSeq names its product palmitoyltransferase ZDHHC3. NCBI's taxonomy places the organism in Eukaryota, Metazoa, Chordata, Actinopteri, Perciformes, Gasterosteidae. The record is from RefSeq and is a predicted model, not a curated record. Gene Ontology annotation, molecular function: palmitoyltransferase activity.